AUGUCAGCCACCUUCCCCGGACUGGUCCACGACGCAGAGAUACGUCACGACGGAUCCAACAGCUACCGGCUCAUGCAGCUGGGCUGCCUGGAGUCCGUGGCCAACUCCUCGGUGGCCUACUCGUCCUCCUCCCCGCUCACCUACCCGGCGGCCGCAGGGACCGAGUUCGCCUCGCCGUACUUUUCGGCCAACCACCAGUACACGCCUCUCCACCACCAGUCCUUCCACUACGAGUUCCAGCACUCCCACCCGGCCGUGGCCCCGGAGGCCUACGGGCUGAACUCGCUGCACUCGGGCCAGUACUACCAGCAGAUCCACCACGGGGAACCGGCGGACUUCAUCAACCUGCACAGCGCGCGCUCGGCCCUCAAGUCCUCCUGCCUGGACGAGCAGCAGCGGCGCGAGCUGGGCUGUCUGGACGCCUACCGGCGCCAUGACCUGUCGCUGAUGACGUCACACGGCUCUCAAGCCUACGGCGUCGGCAUGCACCACCCGGACCAAAGGUUGCUGCCGGCGGCCGGCCUGGGCCUGCCUCCGCCCGGGGCAGACGACCUACAGGGCUCCGUGGAGGCGCAGUGCGGCCUUGUGCUCAACGGCCAGGGGGGCGUCAUCCGGAGAGGAGGGACAUGCGUGGUGAAUCCAACCGAUCUGUUCUGUUCGGUACCGGGACGCUUGUCGCUGCUCAGCUCUACCUCCAAGUACAAAGUCACCAUUGCCGAGGUGAAAAGAAGACUGUCCCCGCCAGAGUGCCUCAAUGCUUCCCUACUGGGUGGCAUUCUCCGCAGAGCGAAGUCUAAGAACGGUGGCAGGUGCCUGCGCGAGAAACUAGACCGUCUGGGCCUGAACCUGCCGGCAGGGCGCAGGAAAGCAGCCAACGUCACGCUGCUCACAUCCCUGGUGGAAGGUGAGGCGCUCCACCUGGCGAGGGACUUUGGGUAUACCUGUGAGACAGAAUUCCCCACUAAAGCAGUGGGAGAACACUUGGCUAGGCAACACAGCGAGCCUAAAGAGACCAGCGCACGCAAAAAGAUGGUGCUGGCGACCAAGCAAAUCUGUAAGGAGUUCCAGGACUUGUUGAGUCAAGAUCGAUCUCCACUAGGUUCCUCCAGACCAACCCCCAUCCUGGACCUAGACAUCCAGAGACACCUAACACACUUUAGGUAG
Messenger RNA from Lampris incognitus (smalleye Pacific opah), 1164 nucleotides. It is a transcript of the gene tfap2d, whose product is annotated as transcription factor AP-2 delta (activating enhancer binding protein 2 delta). Gene Ontology annotation, biological process: anatomical structure development; regulation of transcription by RNA polymerase II; regulation of cell population proliferation. Gene Ontology annotation, cellular component: nucleus. The transcript is spliced from 7 exons. Gene Ontology annotation, molecular function: RNA polymerase II transcription regulatory region sequence-specific DNA binding; DNA-binding transcription factor activity, RNA polymerase II-specific. NCBI's taxonomy places the organism in Eukaryota, Metazoa, Chordata, Actinopteri, Lampriformes, Lampridae. The coding region runs from base 1 to 1164 and encodes 387 amino acids. The record is from RefSeq and is a predicted model, not a curated record.